AUGAAUGAUAAUCAAAAACAUAAUCAUGACUCUGCAUCAAGUGAACAUCAAAAUGACUCUGACCAUGAAAAGAGUAAAUAUAAUUUUAUCUUAAUAUUUCAAUUCAAAGAUACUCAGAACAACUUACCGUCGCAUGAUAAAGAAAGGCAGAAAGCUUAAAAAAGGUAAAGAGAAAAAAAGAAAUUGAGACUGAAGAAGCUCUUAAAAGAGAAGCUAGGACUGGAUAAUAUAACUGAUCUCUAGCUGGCAUCUAAUUUCGGAAGCAAUUUUGAUGUUUAUUAUCAGGGCUAAAAUGAUCCAAAGAAAAGAGCCUAGGAUGAUGAUAUAUAGUUGAUUGACAACAAAGUAGGUAGUUUGUUGAGACAGCAAUUGUAGACCACAACUAAGAGGAUAUAGCUUAUUAGAGAUAAUUCUCCUACUAAAAUACCCCAAAAUAAUAAUCAUAAAAAAGAGUUAUCUAUCUAGAAUCUCAAUAAUUUAGAACCAAGAACAGACGAUAAUAGUCCAUAAAUUAGGGAUUAUUCAAAUACCAUUGAAAAUGCUGAGACGAUUUAGCCAAAACCUUCACACAAUCAAGCCUCAGUCGAAGGUUAAUUCAUUUUUGCUGAACCUUAGAAUUUUGCCUAGACUUAACGAAUAGCACUCUCAAAUUUCAAUUCAUUAUUUAAGUUAAAAGGAUUGCUUGGUAAUGGAGCUUUUGGAGUGGUUGUACUAGUGAAGAAUAAGCAAACUCUUGAGUAUUCAGCACUAAAAAUAAUCAAUAAAUAGAAGCUUUCAAAUCAAGCAAUUGAAAUCUUGAAAAAUGAAUCCCUAGUAUUACAAUCUCUAAAUCAUGAAAACAUUGUAAAAUUCAAGCAUAUAUUUGAAACCAGCAAUUAUAUUAUGAUAGAAAUGGAAUAUGUGAAGGGAGGCUAGAUAAAAAAACUUUAUGAUCGCUAUCCAGAGCUAACAGAGAGAGAUGUCAGUCAGGUGAUAAAAAAUAUUCUUGAGGGUGUAAAUUACAUCCACGAGAGAGAUUAUAUCCACAGAGAUUUGAAACCAGAGAAUAUAUUGCUAUCAGAUCGAAAAAGCCUUAACAUUAAAAUUGUAGAUUUUGGACUGAGUGCAGUCCAUAAGGUUCUAUCUUCUGACUAGAAUGAUGAGAAAGUUGGUACCCUCAUAUAUAUGGCACCCGAACAAGCCAGCUUCUAAACUUACUCAAAAAGAAUAGACAUAUGGGCAGUGGGAAUCAUAAUGUACCAAAUAAUGAGCAAAGGAAAGCAUCCUAUGUAUAACAAAGAGAUGAAUUAUUAUGAUUAUCUUAUGAAGCUUAGAGCAAUAAAGGAAAAAAUUGGACCUAUCAAUUGGAUUUACCCAUCAAACUUUUCAAAGUAAGAUUAGAUACCAUUAGAAUUUAUUAGAUUAGCUAUUGAUUUCUUCAGUAAGUUAUGCAGCUAUCCACCCUCAGAAAGAUAUGAUUCAAAGAGUGCACUUAGACAUCCUUGGAUAACAGGCAUUGUUAAUGCUGAGAUUCCCUUAACAUAGAAGCAGUAAAUAAAGUAUUUCAACUCUGAGUAGGUCUUAAGAAAAAUAAUGCGCUCAGUUUAUUUCUUAGCCCAACAAAGGACAGAAAAACACCAAUUUUUCCAAAUAGAUACAAAAAACUCAAAAUUUUAGGAGUAUAAAACCUUAAUAAAAAAUUAUGGAAAUGACUAGAACAAUUCAUAGAUUUCAACUACUUAAGAUUCGAAUUUCGAAACUUAUUCAAGAGAUUAGUAGAAUUAAUUGGGUUAAUUAGACUCUGAUAAAUAUGAAUCUACAAAUCCUGUAUUUAAUGCUUAGAACAUAUAGCUCUUACCAGGAAGGCUAGGGCAGAAAUUUACAUUGAAUACAAAUAUCCAAAACUAAUUGAGGAAAAGGCAAUCCUCCUCUAUCAAAAAGAAAAAGGAAAAUGCUUUAAAAAACCAUGUUAUUACUAGGAAUACUGAAUUUAAAGAGGAAGAAACCUAGGCAGCAGUUGAGGAGAAGAAUUUUCUUAUCAAAAGUCCUUAGCAACUAAACAAGCUAAAAACAAAUCCAGCUCUGAUGUAGAAAAAUUACAAUCAGAGAAUCAAAGACAGCGCAAACAGAGGAGAAGUAAAAUAUCUGCAUGACUUUGAAUCUAAUUAACAUUAGUAGUCAAUAUCAUCAAACUAGCAAAAAAUUCAGCUUAUGACUCCUCAAAUCAAUAAAUUUAGCUCUAAACAUGAUGAAUUUUAUAGCGGAGAUUAGCAUCAAUUUAAAAAGUAAAAUUUAAAUCACAGUCUUCUUAAAUAAAGAACUACUGCUAAUUAAUUUUCUCAGGGCACUCUGCAUAAUGAGUUUGAAAACUUAGCUAACAUUAGUCUAAGAUAGAACAACCAGACAUUGCCUUAUGAGAAUAUGGCUGAAGAAAGGUAGUAAUCCUCAGCAUAGUCAACUAUUGAUUAUAAGCAGGAAUCAAAGAACAUUAAGUUGAUGAGUCCUAACUAUGAAAUGAUACUUGAAGAGGAAGAAAACUUUUCAUUGACUAUGUCUAAUUUUCCAGGCCAAAAUGUGGAUCUAGUACCAAGACCUAGAAGUUGA
Messenger RNA from Stylonychia lemnae, 2583 nucleotides. NCBI's taxonomy places the organism in Eukaryota, Ciliophora, Spirotrichea, Sporadotrichida, Oxytrichidae. The record is from the annotation of a GenBank genome assembly.